Molecule: messenger RNA, 1506 nt
Organism: Penicillium diatomitis
Lineage: Eukaryota; Fungi; Ascomycota; Eurotiomycetes; Eurotiales; Aspergillaceae
Product: M20 family metallo-hydrolase
Exons: 3
Coding region: 1-1506 (501 amino acids)
Molecular function (GO): hydrolase activity, acting on carbon-nitrogen (but not peptide) bonds, in linear amidines
Source: RefSeq, a predicted model, not a curated record
AUGUUUGGAAUUAGAGCAUUUCAUGCCAACUGGGCUAGCAUAUCAGUCGGAAGACGACUGUUUAAGCCAGUGACUUUCAGCUCCUCUUCCAACCUAUUUUUCCAUCGUUGCUUUUCCACCUCGGGUGCUUUCGCCAUGUUGACCACGGAGCUCUCUGACGCGGCCAUUUCAGCCCUUCGCGUCAACAAAGAGAGACUGGCGAGGGAUCUUCAUCACUCAUGUCAAUGGGGUUCGGGGAUAAGAUGGGGAAAUGACCCCACGGAAACGGGUAUGCAGCGUCUGGCUCUGUCAGAUGAAGACAGACAAGUUCGGGACUGGUUCGUUCAGACUAUGAAGAAUCUGAAAUGCCAAAUCACCGUCGAUGAAAUGGGUAAUAUCUUUGCCGUGAGGCCCGGUCGACGCACAGAUGUACCAGCUACAUUUAUUGGCAGCCAUCUCGAUACACAGCCAACCGGAGGUCGAUAUGACGGUGUCCUAGGUAUUUUGGCAGGCGUAGAGGCCCUGAAACGGAUGGACGAGCUGGGUCUCGAAACAGAGGGAGGAGUCGGUGUCGUGAAUUGGACCAAUGAGGAAGGCGCACGGUUUCCAAUGAGUAUGGUCUCGUCGGGCGUCUGGGCCGAGUGUAUCCCGCUAUCGAAAGCCCACGAUCUCAAAGAAGUGCCCACCGUGGCAUCACUCCCAUCGGCCGCAUCUGCUCCAGAAACGAUGAAAGCGGCUUUAGAAAGAAUCGGAUAUCUCGGCGACGUGCCCUGUUCUUACAAGUCCGUUCCAAUGGCAGCACAUUUCGAAUUACACAUCGAACAAGGUCCUCACUUGAUUUCGGCCGGUCAGCGUGUCGGUGUUGUCACAGCAGUCCAGGCCUACCGUUGGUUCAGGCUUGAGAUUACUGGGCGAGAUACUCACACAGGUACCACCGCCUUUGAACACCGUGCCGAUGCAUUGUAUGCCUCUGCGCAGAUGAUGGUCCGAGCACGCGAGGUGGCCGCGGCAAAGGGCUGUCUCGCCAGCGUGGGUAUCAUUGAAGCGGCACCAGGAAGUGUCAACACAGUCCCCGGACGUGUGAGCUUCAGCCUGGAUAUCCGAGGCCCGGAGACUGCGCUGGUGGCCGAAGUGGAAGAGGAAUUGCGCAGUGCCUUUGAUAAGAUCGCUGCAGCUGAAGGCGCCGGAAUUGGCAAACCCUGUCAAGCGAAGUGGACACUGGACUUUGACUCGCCGGCUAUCAAGUUCCACGAGGAUUGUAUCGACUGCGUCCAGGAAUCGGCCCUUGCAGUGGUUGCAGAUGCGCCGGUGGCUGAUACCAAAGCUUUGGUUCGGCCCAUUAUGAGCGGUGCUGGUCACGACAGCGUCUUUGCGUCCAAGCGAGUGCCAACGAGUAUGAUCUUUGUUCCAUGUCGCGAUGGAGUGAGCCAUCACCCGGAGGAAUUCUGCUCGGAGGACGAUUGUGCCACAGGAGCAUCCGUGAUCCUUCAGGCGGUGGUGCGGUAUGAUCGGAGGAGGUUCAAAUAA